Molecule: messenger RNA, 1185 nt
Organism: Prunus armeniaca (apricot)
Lineage: Eukaryota; Viridiplantae; Streptophyta; Magnoliopsida; Rosales; Rosaceae
Source: the annotation of a GenBank genome assembly
AUGGAUAACAUACAUGAUAUCACACAAGGGAUGCACGAAUUGAAAUUUGGAGAGAUGGCAGGAUCUUUUCCUCAGGAAAUCAUACAAGAGAUCCUAAUUAGGUUGCCCGUUAAAUCUAUGGUCAAAUGCACCUCAGUGUGCAAGGCAUGGAAGUCCAUGAUCAUAAACCCAAGCUUUAUCCGCACCCACCUCAGCCCAACAGUCGAUGACGUUCACCUCCUACUCCACAGAGUUUCUGGUUUGGAGGUGACCACCUUACUCGGCAAAACGGUCAUGGACAAGGUAGAUGACGAGGUUCACUCUGUGCAUUAUGAUAACCAGGCUUUCGAUGAGUACGCCAAGAUAGAAUUUACAAUUCCUCGAAAGCAAGAACUGUGGAACUCACAUCUUCGUGUGGUCGGCAUGUGUGACGGGCUAUUCUGCCUUGCGGAUGAUAUCUACCGUUAUGGUUACAACUUCUUUAUAUGGAACCCAGCCAUUAGAAAGUUACUGACCCUUCCCAAGCCUAAAGUUAGAUUUGUUACACAUCGUGGGUACGAUGCCUCAAUUGGAUUUGGUUUUGAUGCUAUGACCAAUGACUAUAAGGUUGUGAGAGUUGUCACUCUAUUGGAUCAACGUGGGACACCAACUCUUGCUGAGGUUUAUUCCCUGGCCACCGGCACAUGGAGCAGUCUUGGUUGUGUUUCUCCUACAUGUCUAACAGAUGGACGCGCAUCCAGUGCUUUUGUUAAUGGGGUUCUUCAUUGGCCUGUAUUCUGCAAAACAAAUGGUGGUCUUUACUAUUUUAUAUUGACUUUUGACCUGGGCAAGGAGGUCUUCCGUAAGAUACCUAUGCCGAAGAUUAUCCAAUGGAAAUAUGACUUGGGUUUGCGAUUGUCUGUUUCAGAUAACAGAAAAUCUAUCGCUCUGUUCAUUAUGGAUAACAGGUGUGAAGAUUCUUUUCUUGAGAUAUGGGUGAUGAAAGAGUAUGGCAUAAAGGAGUCAUGGACCAAACUGAUUUUCCUUGGUCCACAAGGUCCAGAAAGACUUUUACCCUGGGCCUUAUAUUUUAGGAAGAGUGGUGAAGUACUGGUGCUUCUCACUAACAAAUCAAGGCAGGAACUAGUAUCACUAGACCUUGUGAGCAAACAGUUUAAAAAUCUUGGGGAUUUCUGGAUAUCAAUAUUGCAAUGUUGGUUUUUAUAA